AUGCCUGCGAGAACAAGCAUGUCGACCAGCUCGAGCGAGGCCAGCUCCACGCUGUCGGCCCACGCCAGGAAGCUGGGAUUUCCCAAGUCCGACAUCCAGAUCAACCUGAAGAACCACUUCAAGACCAAGACGUACACCUCGUCUUCUGUCGUUUCUGGAGAUGUCACCAUCACCACCCAGAGGGACGUGCGGUUCGAUAGCGUCGAGAUUAUCAUGGUCGGCUCUGCCAAGACGAAGACAGAUGGCUACAGUGCCCCCCACGAAUCUACUUACACUUUCCUGAAGCUGGUCAUGCCCAUUUCAGAGUCUGUUUAUCCCGUCCCGCGAGUCCUCGAGAGCUCGAGGACAUUGAGCGUCCCAUUCCACUUCGUGCUGCCCAACUUCCUCACCAUCGGCGCCUGCACGCACAAGGUCGAGUCUGAGCACGUCAAGCGCCAGCACCUGUGUCUGCCACCUUCGAUGGGCUCCUGGGCCAGGGGAAACUGGGAGAAGGACGACCUGUCUCCGCAGAUGGCCGACAUAGAGUACACCAUCAGAGCUCGGGUCUGGAAACAGCCGGAGCUGCAGGCACGCCCAACCAAGAUCAUGGAAACCAUCAAGUCGAUCCAGGUCCUCCCCACCUUCCCCGAGGACGCCCCGCUUAGCAUCAGCAAGAGUGACCGGCUGUACUGCAUGACCAAGACGAAAGCAAUACGCAAGAAUCUGCUGUCCGCAAAGCUGGGCAAGUUUACCGCCUCGGCGGAGCAGCCCAGGGCCAUCAUGCUCCGGCCCGACGGGCAGGUCUCGACCGGCACGGCCGCCCAGAUCGACCUGAGGUUCGAGCCCGUGUCCGCAGACACCCCGCCGCCGAAGAUCACAGGCAUCUCGUCCAAGAUCACCGCCCACACCUACUUCUCAGCAGGCCCCAUCGGCUGCCCGCCGAACAUGGGCGACUUCAACAAGGCCGGCGUCUCGGACCGGCGCGGCGUCUACUCCACAUCCGUCAACCUCCCCGCCACCACCCCGCUCGAGAAGCCGACCUGGCUCACGUACCAGGCCCGCCGCGACUCGGGCUACUUCACCGACACGGCGCCGGAGAACACGGCAUCGGAGGACGACGCGGACGAGGAGGAGCGCCAGCGCCAGCAGCAGCGGCCGCGGCGCAAGUCCAUCACGAUCGCGAACCUCGUGCGGCCCUCGAAACAGCAGCAGGCGUCCUCGCCCCCGCGGCGGCCGCGCAGCUCCCCCGUGUACCACACCACCGCCAUGCACGUGCCGGUGGCGCGCCUGCCGACGGGCAAGAAGUUCUUCGUGCCGACGUUCCACUCGUGCAUCGCGUCGCGCGUCUACACGCUGCACGUGUCGCUGCAGGUGGCGGCGAGCGCGGGCGGCAGCACCACCGUGUCGCUGGACCUGCCUCUGCAGGUCGGAGUCGAGCCCGAAAGGGCGAUGGGCCCGGGAGGGGCGAUUGAGGGCGAGGCGCUCCCCAGCUUCGAGGACGCGGUCGAGGAGGCGGCUGUGGAUGAGUUCUUCCGGCCGCGGGUGCUGAGCGUGCCUGAGAUUGCGUUCCAGGAGACGAGCGUGCUGCCCGGGUAUGGGGCUAGGUGA
Messenger RNA from Diaporthe amygdali, 1587 nucleotides. Its product is annotated as rrestin domain-containing protein. The transcript has a single exon. NCBI's taxonomy places the organism in Eukaryota, Fungi, Ascomycota, Sordariomycetes, Diaporthales, Diaporthaceae. The record is from RefSeq and is a predicted model, not a curated record. Bases 1 to 1587 code for a protein of 528 amino acids.